Molecule: messenger RNA, 679 nt
Organism: Aspergillus uvarum CBS 121591
Lineage: Eukaryota; Fungi; Ascomycota; Eurotiomycetes; Eurotiales; Aspergillaceae
Product: cytochrome P450
Exons: 2
Coding region: 155-547 (130 amino acids)
Molecular function (GO): iron ion binding; monooxygenase activity; heme binding
Source: RefSeq, a predicted model, not a curated record
CGAUCAAUAAUGCCGACUAGAUAGAGAACCACGCUUGCCGGAUAACCGCAUCUCAAGAUGGCCUCCAAGGAGGAGGCAGUCAUCAACCUGAGCGAUCUUUUGUGGCGCUGACAGGCGACAUCAUCACGCACUACCUCUACGGCCAAGACACCGGAUGUCUGACCUCCAAGGAACAAUCUAUGACUGUUUGACGGACCCCGCCGUGCCUGUGGCGGAGCGAUCCCUCCCUCGAUUGCGCGAUGAAGGCUUUCUCUUGCUGGUUGGAGGUACUGAGACUACCGCUGCAACUCUGACGUUUGCUAUGUAUCAUUUGCUGCGUGACAAGGAGAUGUUCAUGAAGCUUCGGGAGGAGGUGAAGACAAUCGUCUCACAUUCCGAUGACAGAGUCCCUUGGCCUCAGGUCGAGCAGUUGCCCUACCUGAAGGCCGUGGUGAACACAUCGCUUCGACUAGGUCCGGUUGCCAUGUGUCCUCCGCGAGUGGCCCCCAACGAGACUUUGCAAUACAAAGGCUAUGCGAUACCUCCCGCUGGGAGCGCUUACCGAUGAGGCCCUGUACACGUAUCUUUACUCAACGCAAAUCCUCUAGACCCCGAUGAGCCCGAGUAGCUACUUUCUGCACCGCAAUUCUGAGAUCUUUCCAUAACCCGAGUCCUUCGAUCCGGAACGGUGGAUCGUUGC